Molecule: messenger RNA, 958 nt
Organism: Eremomyces bilateralis CBS 781.70
Lineage: Eukaryota; Fungi; Ascomycota; Dothideomycetes; Eremomycetales; Eremomycetaceae
Exons: 2
Coding region: 244-843 (199 amino acids)
Source: RefSeq, a predicted model, not a curated record
AGGGGAGAAUUCGGGAGCGACUAGGGGACACAAUCAGAUAUUUGGAUAGGCUAGCUCUUCUUCUGAUUUGGUUAGCGGCUCACAAUAUCCCCGCUAAUUACUAGCCCAACCUCAACUUCCCUGCUGACCAGCACGUCAACAUAUGCAAUCAGCAGUCAAGGUUCGGCGCUCAUUACAAGGAGCUAUUAAUCAUUUAAUCGAACGAUUUGAUCAGAAGGAAAUCAUCCUUCUCCCAAGUUCCUAAUGUCCUAUCGGUUGACUUUUGGGGAUCCGGAUCGCAGGCUCGCAGAAUGCUGGCGCAUCCAGGACUGCUGGGGCUGCACGCAUAGUCCCUGGAACUGCGGUUGGUGUCCAUUUUCUUCUGCAUGCAUUCCACUUCCCAAUUCCGCCGUCCCUUUAUUGGCUCCUGUGACAAACCCGUCCAUAUGUCCUUCCUCGAAUGAACGAUUCGAGUUGCGCACCCGCGCUUUAGGGUGUGGUUGUUCGACCACGACAUUCCUCAGCAUUACCGUCACAAUCGCAGCAACGAUCGCAGCAUUGCUCAUCGGCUACGCUAUCUCUUGGUGCGCCAAGGGCAUAGUUCGAGGACGGAAGGCAGCAAGCGCCGGCUGGGAGGUUUGCGUGGAUGAGAACGGAGAAAGAGUUCAGGGGGUCUGGGAAAGGAAGGAUUUGAAGACGAGAUGGUGGCCAUUUCGCAAGACGAAUAUUAGAGAAGACGACCUCCUGUUAUGUGAUGGUGAUGAGAUAACAAAGAGUUGGAGGUGGUGGAGGCCUUGGAAGAGUCGAUCGGCGUCAAGAUUACGGAACGGCGCCGACAUUGAUCACCAGUCUGAUCACAAUUAAGACGCUUCUAAGCGGCUCACGAGUUCGGUAUCAAGUACACUCUCGAGCGGGAGUGACAGAUAUCGUCGACGUAUGGGAUUUAAACGCGAUAGAAUUACUUGAAACCUCCGAUUUU